GACAAUUUCCUCUCUCUCCGUCAUUUUCUUCUCUAUUCGGUCUCUGCGCGUAAUGACAGUAGAGAGAGAGAGAGAGCAGCACCGAAGACAAUAAUAAGCAAAGCGAUGGAUUCGUGAAUUCAAAGAAAUCCUUUUGAUUAAUUUUACGCCUUAACAAACCAACCACACCAAGACUUCAAACUAACUCAACAAAUACCCUCUCCUUCCUCACCUCCUCCUCUUCACCUUCCCAUCUCUCUUCUCUCUCUCUCUCUCUCUCUCUCUCUGGCGCUAGCUUAGAGAGCAAGAGGAAGAUAUCCAAAUGAAGCUCUCGGCGUUGCAGCAGAGCUACAUGAACCGCCGGAGCACCAGCUUCAGAGGAUCAGCUCCUUUAGAUUCGUCUUCUGAAGGUGCUAUCAAAUCUCCGGCAGCUAUCUUUUGGCUCCUUCUCCAUGGUGUUUGCUGCCUUAUUAGUCUCGUUUUAGGUUUCCGUUUCUCUCGUUUAGUUUUUUUGUUUCUUUUCUCCACCUCUACAUCUAAUCUCUACGGCCCGCCCUUUCGUCAGCUUACCUCCACUGUUGACCUUGCUAAUCCUCUUAAUGUUCCUUCUAAUCCGGUUGUUAACACCGAACUGCCUGCACUUAACAAAACCCUCAGCUCUAGAGUGGUUGUUGGCCGGCAUGGGAUCCGGAUCCGGCCUUGGCCCCAUCCUAACCCUGCGGAAGUUAUGAGAGCUCAUCAGAUAAUUGAGAGAGUUCAGAGAGAGCAGAGGAAUCAGUUUGGUGUGAAGAGUCCUAGGACUGUUAUCGCGGUUACGCCGACUUAUGUACGGACUUUUCAGAUGCUGCAUUUGACCGGUGUUAUGCACUCGCUGAUGCUGGUCCCUUAUGACGUCGUCUGGAUCGUGGUGGAAGCCGGUGGAGUGAGUAAUGAGACCGCUUCGAUCAUCGCCAAAUCGGGAGUUAAAACUAUUCAUGUUGGAUUGAACCAGAGAAUGCCGAAUUCGUGGGAGAGACGGCAUAAAUUGGAAGCCAAAAUGCGGCUUCAUGCUUUGAGAAUUGUGAGAGAGCAGAAGCUAGAUGGGAUAGUGAUGUUUGCUGAUGAUAGCAAUAUGCAUAGUAUGGACCUAUUUGAUGAGAUCCAAAACGUGAAGUGGUUUGGUGCUGUUUCCAUUGGGAUUCUUGCUCAUUCAGGUGGUGCUGAUGAGUCAUCAUCGGCUACAGUUGAGGAUGUUGAGAAAAGAUCAUCAAUGCCCAUUCAGGGUCCUGCUUGUAAUGCAUCUAACAAGUUGGCUGGUUGGCACACCUUUAAUUCUCUACCCUACGAGGGGAAGGCUGCAAUCUAUAUUGAUGAUAGGGCAACUGUGCUGCCUCAGAAGCUGGAAUGGGCUGGGUUUGUGGUGAAUUCAAGGUUGCUUUGGAAGGAAUCUGAAGAUAAACCUGACUGGAUGAAGGAUUUAGAUUCUGUUGAUGAGGAUAUAGAGAGUCCUCUAUCUCUAUUGACGGACACUUCUAUGGUGGAGCCACUGGGAAGCUGUGGAAGACAAGUUUUGCUUUGGUGGCUCCGUGUUGAAGCUCGUAGUGAUAGUAAAUUUCCUCCGGGAUGGAUAAUUGAUCCACCUUUGGAAAUAACGGUCCCAUCAAAACGAACACCAUGGCCAGAUGUUCCUCCUGAACUACCUGCUACUGAAAAGGCAGUGAUUAGCAUCCCAGAGCACACUGUUAAGCAUGCAAAAACACGGUCAUCCAGAUCGAAACGCAGAAGCAAGAGAAAGCAUGAAGCAAAAGUGGUGGACACUCAGGUUUCUGCAAGACAUUCUGAGCAAAACUGAAACUUUUAAGUGAGAACAUCAUAUAUACUGCUUUGUGAAUUUGAGACUGCAGGACUUCAACCAUCUAGGAAUUUCAUUGAUAGAUCAAAAGACCCGGCACGAUCUCGAUGGUUGGCAGCUGCAUUUGAGAAGCCAGCUAUUACAGUUAGCGCAGUUGAUAUGUUCGUCUGAGUUUGAUUUCCACCUAUUACUUCAAUUUUUUUUACAUUCUCUUUUUUUCCUUUUACAUGUUGAGGUUGAUUCACGGAAGGGCUAAUAUCACGUCUACUGCCAAGGAAAAAAAAAGCUAGUAUCUUGUAUCUGAAAUGCUCCACAUUUUAUACGUAAAUCUUUUGAAUAGGAAUAUAUAUAGAGUUGUGUUCAGAUGUUGGAUUCGGUAGAAACGAAACGCAUUGUAAUAAAAUUUUCAUUCAUUGCACAA
Molecule: messenger RNA, 2231 nt
Organism: Manihot esculenta (cassava)
Lineage: Eukaryota; Viridiplantae; Streptophyta; Magnoliopsida; Malpighiales; Euphorbiaceae
Product: beta-1,4-xylosyltransferase IRX14
Exons: 3
Coding region: 302-1810 (502 amino acids)
Biological process (GO): glucuronoxylan biosynthetic process; plant-type secondary cell wall biogenesis
Cellular component (GO): Golgi membrane
Molecular function (GO): xylosyltransferase activity; galactosylgalactosylxylosylprotein 3-beta-glucuronosyltransferase activity
Source: RefSeq, a predicted model, not a curated record